This is a messenger RNA of Solanum pennellii, 1590 nucleotides long. Its product is annotated as receptor-like serine/threonine-protein kinase SD1-8. Bases 1 to 1590 code for a protein of 529 amino acids. Gene Ontology annotation, biological process: protein phosphorylation. The record is from RefSeq and is a predicted model, not a curated record. Gene Ontology annotation, molecular function: protein serine/threonine kinase activity; ATP binding. The transcript is spliced from 8 exons. Lineage: Eukaryota; Viridiplantae; Streptophyta; Magnoliopsida; Solanales; Solanaceae.
AUGACAAACAAUGGUGUUACAGUGGCAGUUGCUGCACCAAAUCGAACUGUUGUACCACAAGUAGAUAAACCGGGUAAAUUCACAUGUGUGAAUUUCAAAGGAUGGCAGCAACGGGUAUUUUUCUGGCUUUCCGCUCUUGGUUUGCAGAAAUUUACCAGUGAAGAAACUCCAUUGCCUGCUGAUGAUAUGCCAGACAGAGAAAAACUCAUGACAAGUGAAGCAUGGAAACAGUUGGAAAUCCCAAGGAGUGAUUUCUUGACUCAUGUGCCACUCGACAUAUUUGCUCUGCAAAAGAAGCCUUUGCAACAUACACUCCUGCUAAGUAUGAUGAAGAUUUGUUCAUGGGAAACACAGCAAAAGCAAGUGCAAAUUGGAGGUGAAGGAUCUGGAAAUAGUUCUCGCAAGACAAAAAUAGUUGCAAUAGCUGCUGGGGUUACAGUUGGUAUAGCUCUUGUGUUAUUUGGACUAACCCUUUGCAUCUUAUCAAAGAGAAGAAAACAUCAAAGUUCAAUCCGAACUAAAUCCGUGAACAGAGGCACUAGCGAACGAAGUCAAGAGCUUCUGAUGAAUGCAACUAUUAUUCCAUGUAAAAGAGAAUUUUCUGGUGAAACUUCCACGGAAGAGUUUGAAUUGCCAUUGUUUGAUUACAGUACCCUAGCUACGGCAACAGAAAAUUUUUCUGACGCAACUAAGUUGGGCCAAGGUGGAUUUGGUUGUGUUUACAAGGCAAUGCUGGUUGGUCAAGAAGUAGCAGUCAAAAGGCUCUCGAAGAAUUCCGGACAAGGAGUAGAGGAAUUUAAAAAUGAGCUAAGAUUGAUUGCCAGGCUUCAACACAGAAAUCUAGUCCGGCUUCUUGGCUGUUGUGUUGAUAUGGAAGAGAAGAUGCUGAUCUAUGAAUACCUGGAGAAUAAAAGUUUAGAUUCAAUUUUGUUCAAUAAACAGAAAAGCUCGCUGCUCGACUGGCAAAAGCGGUUCAAUAUUAUUUGUGGGAUUGCUCGGGGGCUUCUAUACCUUCAUCAAGAUUCAAGAUUUAGGAUUAUCCAUAGAGACCUUAAAGCAAGCAAUAUUCUGCUUGAUAAGGAUUUGACUCCCAAAAUAUCAGAUUUUGGCAUGGCAAGAAUUUUUGGCGGAGAUGAGACUGAAGGAAAUACAAAAAGAGUAGUUGGAACCUAUGGUUACAUGUCUCCGGAAUAUGCAAUGGAUGGCCUCUUCUCUGUUAAGUCCGAUGUUUUCAGCUUUGGGGUUUUGGUGUUAGAAAUAGUAACCGGAAAGAAGAAGAGGGGAUUCUAUUAUCAAAAUAACCAACUCAACCUUCUCACAGAUCAUAUGUUAUUGGCAAUACAUUCGUCAUUUGAUUCAAAUCUGAUAAAGAAAGUUGGACUGUUGUGUGUCCUGGAACAAGCAGAAGACAGACCAAACAUGGCCACUGUGGUUUUGAUGCUAGGUAGCGAAAGUGCAUCACUGCCUCAUCCUAAAAACCCAGGAUUUUGCCUUGGAAGAAGACCCGUUGAUUCUGAUUCAUAUUCAACUAAUUAUGAAGAAACUUGCACUGUCAAUCAAGUUAUAGUUACCAUGAUAGAUCCCCGGUAG